AUGUUUAUACAUUCUUGUAAUUUCUAUUUAUUUUUAUUAUUUUAUUUUAUAUUUAUUAACUGCUCAUAUAUACAUUUUAGAAAAGAAAAAAGUAAUAUGAAUAAUCAUAAGAAUUAUUGUUAUGAUGGGAGCAUAAAAGAUGCAUGUAUCCAUGUGAAGGAAAAUCCUUCAUCAUAUGAUAAUAAUAAUAUAGAACAUAUGAAUCAAAUUUGGAAUAAUUCACCUACAAAUAUAAUAAAUACUAAAAAAGUCUCAAAUGUGGAACAAAAUCUUCAGAAGGAUACUAAAAAAUAUGAUCUUCAUGAUAGAAACUAUCCAAAUAUAAUUAAGGAAGAGGAAAAUAUUUUUUUACUUACAUGUAAGAAGUUUGUUAAUUUCACAAUACAGAAACGUUUCUUUGUUGUGUUAAGCAUCUUGAUAGGUUUUUUAUUACUUAUGUUAGUAAGUAUACCAUUGUACGAAACUAUGAUUUCUAAUAAAAUAGAAACAUCUUUUGUAACCUUUGAUAAUAGUUUAAAAUAUAUUAGAAAUAUCUAUCCUCUAACAUUUGAAAUAAAAAAGGCAGGAGAUGUCUUAACACAAUCAAGUGACAAGUUAGGAAACAAUACCAAUCAUUUUAUAAAUAUUUAUAAAAAAGAUAAAACAGCUACACUUAUGUUUUUUUCAGAAAAUAAUAAUAAUAAGGAAAAUCACAUAUUAGAUUAUAAUACUUUAAAAGAUAUAUUUUUUUUAUUACAAUAUUUUAAACAAAUAACUAUAUUGAAAGAUCAGAAAGAAAUAUACUGGAAAGAUAUAUGUAAAAAAUAUGAUACCCCUCUUAGUAAUCCAAAAUGUUUUGUCUUAGGUCUUUUUACAAUAAGUGAACUUACAAAUAUAAAUUAUAAUAAUAUAGAAAAAUGGAAUGUAUUUUUUGAUAAAAUAAUAAAAGAAGAUACAAAAUAUAUCAAACGUUUUUUUUCUCAAGCUCUAUACUUUUUACCUAAUUUUUUAUAUAUCCCAAAUCAUUUUAUAUAUAAAAUAGAGGAACAACAAAAUAUGCAUAAUAUAAUAAAUAAAAUAUAUACUAAUAUAAAAGGUCUCUUAUUUGUUUAUACAUUUGAUGAUAAUAUAUCAAAUGAAUUAUUAGAUAAUUGGUAUAAUAAAUUAAAUGAGUAUAUACAAUUAAUUAAUAAUAAUAAAUUAUCAUAUAUUAAUAUUAAAAAUCCCGAUGGAACAAUAUAUACACAUAUUUUAAAAUACAACAAGAUGUGGAAUGUAUUAACAAUAAAUGAUAAACUAUUACAAGAUGAAGAACAAAAUUCAAUACUUUUAGGAUUUCAAUCAAAUUAUUUAUUUAUUAUACUUUCAUUAUUAUUUAUAUUUUUUUAUAUAAAUAUUAACCUAUCAACAUUUGUAACGUAUACAAAAAAAAUCGUUUUACUUAUAUGUGUAUAUUUAUUAACUUUUUUUUCUUUGUCGUCUACAUUUUUUAUAUACUUAAUAUUUAAAUUGUAUAUAAUGCGUAUCUUCUUGUUGAAUUAUUUUGUCUUGUUUUUUUUGAGUGUCUUAUUUUGUUGUGUCAAUAUUUUUUAUUAUAAUCAAUAUUGUACCUCACCCGGGAAGGAUUCACAUAAUAAUAAUAUAUAUGAAAAUUUGAAUAACCAUAUUUAUAAUUCAUCAUAUCCCAUUAGUGAUAACCAUAUGGAAACUUUCUAUUACCUCCAAGCAACUUAUAAAUCCUUAUAUUUUAAUGGGAAAAUAACAUUGGUUUUAAUAUCUAUUUAUACAAUAGGCUUAUUUUGUAGUUACACGAUUACAAAAUGGUUCUGCUUAAAUACAAUAUUUUCCCUUAUAUCUUUAUAUAUUUACUAUGUCUUCUUUUUUAAUAACAUAUUUUCCUAUUUAUUGUAUGUCAAGGGAAAAAACAACAAUAUUAACUAUAAUCCAAAUGAUCAAAUUAAAGUAAUAGAUUAUUCCAAGGUGAAUAAUGAAGAAGAUAAAAAAGAAAUGAUUAUUUUUUUUAAUGCACAACAAAAUGUAAAUAAUAAUAAUUGCAACAAUAUUGAGGAAAAUAAUUAUCCGUUCACAAAUAAUAACAUCCAUACAAAUAAUGAUAUACUUAAAAAUAAUGAUAUACUUAAAAAUAAUGAUAUACUUAAAAAUAAUGAUAUACUUAAAAAUAAUGAUAUACUUAAAAAUAAUGAUAUGCUUAAAAAUAAUGAUAUGCUUAAAAAUAAUGAUACACACAUGUAUACAAAAAAAUGUGUCACAAACCAUUUUGACAAAAUGAAUACCUUUCAAAAUAAUACUCAAUAUACAGAACAUAAAAUGUUUAAUAAACCAAAAAAAUAUAAUGAAAAACCUUUCCACAUUUUUAAAAAAAUAUCCCUAUUACUUCUUCUCAUCUUGUCAUUCCUAAUAUUAUACCUAUACAUAUUUAUUAAUAAUAAAACACAGUUUAGUAUUUUUAGGUAUAUGAACAAAAAUUCUAAUGUUAGAAUGUUUAUAGAAAUAUUUGAAGGUAUAGCUAACCAUGUUAUCGAACCAGGAUAUUUAGUAUUGCCUGAAUCAUUUAAUUAUGAAAAAGAAGAUAAUCUAAUUAAUGUUGUUAAAUUAAUUGAAGAUUUGAAAAAAGAAAAAUGUAUUUAUAAUCCAAUUAUAUCAUGGAUAUCAACAUUUGAACUUCUAAAAAAUGAUUGUACAAAUAUAGAUUUUUUUGAUACCCAAUAUGAAUUAGAUAAUAACUCAGAAGAAUGCAUUAAUUAUAAUUUACAAAAUGUAGGGAAAAAAAACAAAAAAUUAUAUUUAGAACUAUUAAGUGCACAAUUUUGUAAAAAUAUACAGAAACCAUUAUGUGAUACAUUUAAUAAAAUAAUUUAUAAUUGGAUUCAUCAUAAAAAUGAUGAUAUAUAUGAGAGUCAUAUGUUUCAAAUAAAAACAUCUUAUAACGAUAAUAUUGAUCAGAUUCUUCCUCAAUACCAUACAAUAUCUCCUCAUAUAUUUUACGACAAAUACAUAAAGAUGGACGAGAAUUAUAACAUUUUAAAUAGCAGGAUAGGUUCCAUUUUUCAUAAUUACCCAAGUUCUUAUAACAAAAAUAUAGAGACAAUUGAAAAAAUAAAUAAUGUUAUUAAAAAUAGUAAUAUAGAGAAUAUAUAUUUUUAUUCAGAAACGUAUGUUUUAUACCAACAAGCCAUGAAAUUUCUUAAAGAAUUCAAAUUUAUGUUCUUUUUUUAUAUAUUCAUCUAUAUUAUUUCUAUAUAUAUAUUUAAUAAAAUGGGAGUCCCAAUAAUCUUUCCAUUCUUAUUAUUUAAUAGUUUAAGUAUGUUAUAUUUUACUUAUUUUUUUUCUAUUAAUACUGACGCCAUAACAAUUAUAUUAUUAAAAAUAACUACUGCUAUAUCAUUAUCCAAUUAUCUAUAUUCCACUUUGUAUUUUAACAAAACAAAAAAUGGUACUCUUCAUUUUGAUAAUACGAUAAAGAAAUCGUUACCAUAUUUAUUAUUUCUAAUAUUAUAUUUAAUUAGCUUUAGUGCUGGAGAUUACAUUUCGAAUGUCGUGAGGUUGUACAUCUUAAAUCAUGUUCUAUGGUAUAUUUUAUAUUCUCUUACCAUAUUUUGUAUACACAGAAUUAUGUAUAAAUAA
Plasmodium falciparum 3D7 is the source of this 3624-nucleotide messenger RNA. RefSeq lists its product as uncharacterized. Lineage: Eukaryota; Apicomplexa; Aconoidasida; Haemosporida; Plasmodiidae. The record is from RefSeq and is a predicted model, not a curated record. The transcript has 3 exons. Gene Ontology annotation, biological process: transmembrane transport. Bases 1 to 3624 code for a protein of 1207 amino acids.